AUGUCUUCUUCAACUAGUACGCAGGGCCCUCUUUCUUCCGAGUCUGACCAUGAAGACCGUGACUCUUCUAAGUCUUCUGAUCCAACUUCUCCCGAUCUGAAUUCCCCUGAUCUGAAAUCCCAGGAUCCCACUUCUCCUGAUCCGACUUUUUCUGCUCAGACAGACGAUGCAGGUGCGGUGGUCCCAAUAAACUCGCCCUCGAGCUCUCGUAUUCCCGCUCCAGGUACCUCGCGCCGUCACUUGACAAAUGAGGAGUUUUUAGUCAACGCCUUCAAGGCAUUGGACCAAGAGAAGCUCAAAAUUGACUAUUACAAGUUGGCGGGUCUAUGUGGCAUCAUACAAAAGUCAGCUGGCAUUCGUUGGGGCUCCUUGCGCAGAAAGCAUGGUCUGACAAUCAAAGGCUUCUAUACGGAUGAAACCUUGGAUGAUGCGGAUGAUGCGAAUGGCGCGGAUGAUGCAGACGAUGCAUAG
Molecule: messenger RNA, 471 nt
Organism: Penicillium malachiteum
Lineage: Eukaryota; Fungi; Ascomycota; Eurotiomycetes; Eurotiales; Aspergillaceae
Exons: 3
Coding region: 1-471 (156 amino acids)
Source: RefSeq, a predicted model, not a curated record